GACGCCAGCUUUUAUAGACUACUACAUAAAGUACUACCAGGUAGAUAGGUCGAUAGUUAUAUUAAAUUAUCGCUAGAUCACUAUUUCACCACAACAUCGUAAACAUUAUCCCCGAAAGUAAUCAGAUUCCUUCGCCCCACUAGGCUUGCCCAGGCCAGUAAUGAGCUAGGCAUUAUGAUAGCUUAUUAAUAGACAGACUCGGGUAACCAUUCAUGGGCCCUGAGGCUUAACCUCUAAACUUUCUUCAUUACUGAUCUCCUUCAACCGCCUAGGUAUCUAUUAAUCCGAAGACGACAUGUUACAAUUCCUAGGGCCCGAAGGCCCUCCCAUCACAUCAUUCAUCAUGAGAGGGUUUGGGUACGUAACCCUAGCUAGCUUGCUGUUCUUCUUGUUUCGCUUGUAUCAAGUUCGGAUGAUGUUUCGGCGAGUUCAAAAGCAACAUGGAAUUCCAAUUAUGCCCCAUUCGUUUCUUUUUGGCCACCUUUUAACGCUCGCUAAGAUUAGCAUUAAAUAGUAUGUAUAAAGCACGUUCUAAUGCCCCAAAUCCUACUACGUAAGAAUAUAGUAAUUAAAAUCUGAUAGUAAAAUUCCACGAGACGGCCAUGGCCAAUGGAUGUUUCUUCACAUUAAGCAAGAAUACCCUGAGAUUGCAAAUCAGGGUAUUGUUUACAUGGAUGUAUGGCCGAUUGGCUACCCGAUGUUUGCAGUCUAUCAUCCCAAUAUGAUGGCGCAAUUCAUUCAGGAGAACAGUCUCCCUAAAUUCUGGGCUAUGCCGCAAGUCGAAUUCAAGGGCUUCACCGGAGGUCAAGACCUGGUGAAUCUAGACGGUUUGGAAUGGAAAAAGGCUCGAAGCCUAUUUAAUCCUGGUUUCUCGGCGAAGAAUCUAUUAUCUCUCGUCCCUGAUAUGAUAGAGGAAGUCUUAGUCUUCCGAGAACGACUCAGGAAAGUUGCCGCUAGCGGGGAAGUUAUAAAGCUCGAAGAUUAUACGACUAAUAUAACCGUCGACAUAGUCGGGCGCGCUGUACUGGGAACGCGUCUACAAACACAGACUAAGCCAAACCGCUUAAUGGAAACAAUGAAAUCCCAGUUAAGUCUACUCUACUUUGGGCUCGACAUUCUCAAGCAACUAAAUCCAAUUCUUCCGUUGAAAAAUUGGAUAUACAAUCGGAUGAUCCGCAACGAGUUGACCCCUUACAUUCUCAACACGGCUCAAAAUUACGAGAAGAUUGAAGGGCCCAAAACUAUUGUCGCCCUAGCUCUAAAAGAAUAUAUCAACGAGGUGCAAGAUUACACCGCAAGAGGGAAUAUCCCGUCUGAGUUCGUUGAGCGGGUUAUCAAACAUAUCAAGAUCUUCAUGUUCGCCGGGCACGAUACUACUGCUACGGUUCUCGCGUAUAUAUACUACAUGCUUAGCAAGCAUCCGGAUAAAGCAGCCAAGAUACGUGCCGAACACGAUGAAGUAUUAGGUACCGACCCAGCUGCCGCUGCAAGCUUGAUUAGAGCCGAUCCCACAUUACUGAAUAAAUUGCCGUAUACGAUGGCCGUCCUGAAGGAAACACUCCGCCUAUUCCCGCCCGUAGGUGGCAGUAUCCGUCAAUCCCCGCCGGGACACUUCCUUACGCAUCCCGAAACCGGGGUCCGCUAUCCAACCCACGGUUUCAUGAUGCAUUCCUCUGCAGCGACGGUAUUACGUGACCCAGAAUACUGGCCCGACGCUGACUCGUUUAUUCCGGAGCGAUUUAUGACGCGUGAUGAGAGCGAUCCCUUGCACCCGGCGAAAAACGCCUGGCGGCCAUUUGAGAUGGGACCUCGGAAUUGCAUUGGCCAGGAACUGGUUUUUGUAGAAGUACGGCUGAUCCUUGCCUUGACAGUACGUGAGUUCGAAGUCGAAGAGAAUUACCCAGCAGAUGCACCGUCGUGGAUGGGCGUCAAAGCGUACCAGAUCACUAAUCCAGAAGUUAUUUCCACGGCUCAUCCCAAGGACGGUCUUCCCGUAAGGAUCAAGUCCAGGAGCUGAGGUAAUUUGGCCAGUUUAUUUUUAUAUAGUGUAAAAAGCUAGUAUCUCUUCGUGUGCAUAGUAAACUAUUCUAUCU
Messenger RNA from Daldinia vernicosa, 2093 nucleotides. Its product is annotated as cytochrome P450. Gene Ontology annotation, molecular function: heme binding; oxidoreductase activity, acting on paired donors, with incorporation or reduction of molecular oxygen; monooxygenase activity. Lineage: Eukaryota; Fungi; Ascomycota; Sordariomycetes; Xylariales; Hypoxylaceae. The transcript is spliced from 3 exons. The record is from RefSeq and is a predicted model, not a curated record. The coding region runs from base 614 to 2017 and encodes 467 amino acids.